CAUGUAAGAUGGCAUGUACAUGGAGAAUGACUGUAAGCGACAGAGAUCCCCGCUGUCAUUUUGCAUGACUUGCUUCCCAUGAUGGCCUUUAUGUGGAAGCAAUAUUCGUGUGCUGCACACGAUGGGCUUAAUCAUGAUCUAUAUUGCAUGCAUGCUGGAAUGUGCCUUAGGUACCCGUAAUCAUUACCCGAACACGCCUUUGCCACCUUGCAAGAUGACUCACAUCCGGUAUUCCGAGCGUUAUCUUCAUGCGUUCUUGAUCCAUUUCCUAACUCUCAUAGCCCCGGCCCUGCAACGUGCACUCGGAACAUAUUCGAAUCGCCCUUUCAGAAUGCACGCUGGCUCUCUCACUCUCUGCAACUACCAUGUCCGUCACUCAAACUCACAGGUUCAGCAAAAGUUCGAGCAGCCCACCUACUUUUCCGCACCCGACGACGAGAUUCUGAGAGAUUGGCUAGAUACCGAUACUAUAGUCAACUCUAUCACUGAUCUUUCUCCAGUUAACACUUUGAGUGAUCUAGCGGACAUAAUACCUGAAGAAGAAGAGGAAUUCGAGGGUAAUUACUCUUCAAUGCCCCACAGCCUUCGAAGAGUUCUGGUGCGUCUUAUCUCCAUGAAAGAUACUGUAACCCAUAACCCACCCUUCUUAUAUAGACCCCACCUUUAGAGUGCGAUGAAUCCUCAGGCAGACGCAGAAGCAUACUAUUCGAGUCCUCCAUGCCUGCAAACCCAGGAAUGCCCUCUUAUUCGCGAUACCGCUCGGAGUACAUCCGGCCUCCAAUGCAUCGUGCACGCCAGAGCGUUUCAUCCAUCGCCUCUUCUUCGACAGUGUACACAAAAUCAGCUCCCGCUCCUGUAAAAUCUAUCCUCACUCGACAUGACUCAGGAAUCUCCCUUGCGACGACAACAAAGACAUCUCGCAGGAA
Suillus plorans is the source of this 926-nucleotide messenger RNA. RefSeq lists its product as uncharacterized. The transcript has 4 exons. The record is from RefSeq and is a predicted model, not a curated record. Bases 122 to 667 code for a protein of 181 amino acids. NCBI's taxonomy places the organism in Eukaryota, Fungi, Basidiomycota, Agaricomycetes, Boletales, Suillaceae.